AUGGAUAAAUUAAGCAUAAAGGUUAAUGCUUUAGUUAGAGGAACUAGUCAUACAGAGGAUGUUGGUAUAAGAAAUGUGAAUUGUAUCAAUGAUUUUGUUUCUUAUGGGCAAGAGUUUAGCAAUGAGCAAGUUGAUUUUGUUGGGAAUUAUAAUCAGAGGCCAGUUGAUAAUCCUUUUUCUGCUACAUCUAGUGUGAGCUUGAUGCCACUAUCCAUUUGUGAGAAGUUAAAGGUUAGGGAAUUGAAGCCAACAACCAUCUAUUUGCAACUAGCUGAUCUAUUUAUUAAAUAUCCAGUGGGAAUUUUGGAGAAUGUGACCUUAAAUAAUGGUGUAUUGACAUUAAGAGUUAGAGAUGAGGAGGUGGAGUUCAAUUUGAAUCAAGUUGUAAAGAAACAUCAUGAAGUUGAUUCUUGUUUAAGGAUAGAUGUCAUUGAUGAAAUUGUAGAAGAAGAGUUUAAAAAAAGGUUGAAGGAAGCUUUGACAACAACACCUACUAUGCAACCUCUGGAUUGGUCACUUCCAUUUGAGGUUAUGUGUGAUACUAGUGACUUUGCUGUGGAAGCUAUUCUUGGUCAGAAGAAGGAGAAGAGGUCUUACGCAAUAUAUUGUGCCAGUAAAACUUUAGAUAAUUCUCAAGAGUUUGAUUUAGAAAUAAAAGAUAAGAAAGGAGCUAAAAAUGUUGCAGUAGACCAUUUAUCAAGGAUUAAGCAUAAGAGCAAAGAUGGAAUUGAAGAAGAAUUGCCAAUUGAUGAAUUUUUCUCAAAUGAGCAAUUAUUGGUUAUUAUUGAUGCAUUGCCAUGGUUUGCAGAUUUUGUUAACUAUUUGUCAUGUGGAGUUCUCCCACUAGAUUUAAGCUAUCAAUAG
Molecule: messenger RNA, 864 nt
Organism: Hevea brasiliensis (rubber tree)
Lineage: Eukaryota; Viridiplantae; Streptophyta; Magnoliopsida; Malpighiales; Euphorbiaceae
Exons: 5
Coding region: 1-864 (287 amino acids)
Source: RefSeq, a predicted model, not a curated record